Messenger RNA from Brenthis ino (lesser marbled fritillary), 345 nucleotides. The record is from the annotation of a GenBank genome assembly. NCBI's taxonomy places the organism in Eukaryota, Metazoa, Arthropoda, Insecta, Lepidoptera, Nymphalidae.
AUGAACCGUGACUUCGUUUACAAUCGGGACAGACCCUCAUCCUGGUCUAGAGCUGGUAGUACAUUGAAUAAGUGGUUGUGGGGAGCCCUGUGUUGUGGAGUCCCGGGAAUCCCUUGUUUCUUUUGCAGCUGUUGUGAGAAGAAUGAAGACCGGGAUAGACCAAGAGUUAACCAAGCAACAGCGACCGCAGAACGUAUGGCUCGACCACACAGACCCCAUGCGCCUCGAGGAAGAAAGUCGACACCAGAAAUGCUAUCAGCGGUUCGAUGCGCUCUGUCACAAUUGCAAGGCGACACAGUUCCAGUACCAACUGGUACAAACUCUUCACAUACUUCGGAACCUGGC